GCUGCGCUUGUUGCACUUCGUCGCCUGCAUCCCUCCACAGCGGACCUCCUCAGUGACUGGAAGUAGAGAAACAGCAAACAGCCAAGAUGCCUGUUGAUCUGAACGGAUAUUGGAAGAUGAUUUCCAGCGACAACUUCGAGGAGUACAUGAAGGCUUUAGAUGUAAAUGUUGCCAUCAGGAAAAUUGCCAACUUGCUGAAGCCUGACAAGGACAUCACUCACGAAGGGGACCACAUCAUCAUCAAGACCCUCAGCACCUUCAAAAACUACAACAUGGACUUCUACGUGGGCAAAGAGUUUGAGGAGGAUCUGUCUGGAGUGGAUGACAGGAAAUGCAUGACCACCAUCACCUGGGAGGGCGACAAGCUGGUGUGUGUGCAGAAGGGAGAGAUUGAAGGAAGAGGCUGGACCCACUGGGUGGAGGGAGAUGAGCUUCAUCUGGAGCUGAGAGCUGCAGGAGUUGUUAGCAAGCAGGUCUUCAAGAAGUCCUAAAGCAGACGUUGCCCCGAGCCGACAGAUCGUCAGAUAAACACAUCUGACACAACCUGGGCCUCUGAUGCACAAUCCAACGUUCCUUUAGUCUCUCCUUAUAUCCAUGAUCUUAUUCUGAAUAUUAUUUUCACCUCAUUUAUAUUCCAUCUACACCGUUGCCUUAAUUUGAUAAAGCCAGUUCAUAUGGGGCGGAUAUAAAGCGUUGCAUUUAACAUCAUAAACAGCAAUGCUCUGUAUUUGUCUCUGUUUGGCUGCUUUGAUUAGCAGGAUUAGAUGGGAUGGAUGCAGGUAUAUUGGGGUGUAGUUAAUCUGAUGGAUGAACCAGAUUGAUGAAUGAAAUAACAAGAGGGAGCCUUAUGGAUGAGUUGAAAAGAAAAGUCAUAUAAUUAUUAAGUUAUAUUUUCCAAAUGAUUGUUGUGGAUGGAAAACAGUAAGAUCUCAGUCUGAACUUCUUUACUGAUACUUACUCAGCAGAAUACAUAUCUGAUAUCAUAAAUGUAUAUAUUCUGAAUUCCUUUGGGACUGUGCCACUGAUAGUAAAAUGAAUCGAUCAAUAAACGAAAUAGUUCUCAGCA
This is a messenger RNA of Amphiprion ocellaris (clown anemonefish), 1066 nucleotides long. It is a transcript of the gene rbp1.1, whose product is annotated as retinol binding protein 1, cellular, tandem duplicate 1. The record is from RefSeq and is a predicted model, not a curated record. Gene Ontology annotation, biological process: fatty acid transport. The transcript has 4 exons. Gene Ontology annotation, cellular component: nucleus; cytosol. Lineage: Eukaryota; Metazoa; Chordata; Actinopteri; Pomacentridae. Gene Ontology annotation, molecular function: fatty acid binding. Bases 87 to 491 code for a protein of 134 amino acids.